UCCCAUCCAUCUCCUCAUUAAUAAACGCAACACCACCAAGUAUUUUAUGGAAGGUUUUUGGCAUAUAUAUAUAUAUAUAUAUUAUAUAUACACGUAUACAUACACAUACACACAUGCUUAUAUAUAUGCUCCCUUGAACAGAAGCCUGUUGGAAACUGUAUUGUAUUGACGUUCUGCAGAAUCUUCAACGUUAAGAUUGCAAGAAAUGGGUCGUCGUGAAGGAGAAAUGAGAGCUUCUGGGGGUCAAAAUAGAGAAGAAAAUCAUACUCAUCAAGUUAGAAAGGAAUUUUGGGUUUUCAACGAAGAACACGAAGAAGAUAUUUGUGAUGACUCAAGAUCUUUUGAAUCUUCUUCCAUGGAGAAUUCUAUGAGCUCAAUGGAAUCAUCAUCUUCAUCUGACUUGGUGGAGGAUGCUUCUUCAUCUUCUUCUACAUCGUCAUCGAACGGGCCGCUUUACGAACUAUCUGACCUAAUGAUGCAUCUUCCUAUCAAGAGAGGUUUAUCAAAAUGUUAUGAAGGAAAGUCACAAUCUUUCACGACCCUAGCAAGUGUGACGAGCUUAGAGGACCUUGCAAAAAGGGUAGCACCUUGUAGGAAGAGAAUAAAGGCAUGCAAGAGCUUUGGUGGUGGUUUUGAUGGUCACAAAUCACCGUAUCUUUCUCCAAAAGCUAAUAUUUCAAAGAAAGCUUCAAGAGGAGGAGGAUCCUUCUUGUAUUCCCUUAGUAACAGAGGAAAAUUAUUGGAUUAAUUUAUUAGUUAAUUAAGCUUUAUUUAAUUUAUCCAUCUCUGUACAGAAAUUUUUUUCUUCUAAUUAUGCUAAAACAUAUAAGAAAUUUGGCAUGGUUUUUUGGUAUUCAAGAGUUAGGAUUUGAUCUUGUAACCGAUAAAAAAAAUGACUCGCAUUUCGAUUUGGGUUUUAAAGAAGUAAUGCUUAUGCUC
This is a messenger RNA of Malus domestica (apple), 939 nucleotides long. NCBI's taxonomy places the organism in Eukaryota, Viridiplantae, Streptophyta, Magnoliopsida, Rosales, Rosaceae. The record is from RefSeq and is a predicted model, not a curated record.